Messenger RNA from Aspergillus mulundensis, 960 nucleotides. RefSeq lists its product as uncharacterized. The record is from RefSeq and is a predicted model, not a curated record. The coding region runs from base 1 to 960 and encodes 319 amino acids. Lineage: Eukaryota; Fungi; Ascomycota; Eurotiomycetes; Eurotiales; Aspergillaceae. The transcript is spliced from 4 exons.
AUGGGAUCCCACCAUGCUCCAGAGCCAGACACCGUUGCCCACAGUCGAACACUGAUCGCAAUAGCUACUGGAACAAUAACGCUUCUGGCCUCGUUAUCCGUUAUUCUGCGUCUUGCUUCACGGAUCCUUAACCGGCUCGGGGUGCGCUGGGAUGAUUGGGCUUGUGUCGGAGCCCUAGUAUUCGCGUACGGCUAUCUAGCCACCACUAUUGUUGCUGCAGUUCUUGCGGCGGAUAGAUUGUUAUACCAGCCUUGGGAGCAUGGCUUUUCACACAUUGCCUUCUAUCUACAGCAACUCAUCCUCCCAAACAGCAUCCUCUACAACACCAGCGUCUCCCUGUGCAAAAUCUCAAUCCUCCUCUUUUACACUCGGAUCUUCUCGACGUCGCGGCCCUUGCAAAUGACAGUGUACAUCGUCGCUGCCUUCAUAGCCGCAUACUGGAUUUCGGUUAUCUGCGGGAGUAUAUUCAUGACGGACCCCAUUGAAGCGCAGUGGAAGAUGUGGAUUUCACACCGACGGAUCAAUACGUUCCGGUUCUACCUAACAAUGGGGGUCGCGAACACGGUUCUCGAUCUAGUUGUGCUGGUGAUUCCACAGCCUCUGGUAUGCGGGUUGCAGAUGGGCCGGAGGCAGAGGGUUUCGGUGUCGUUUGUUUUUGCGUUGGGCGGGUUUGUGUGUAUAGCCAGCAUAGUGCGUAUCUACUUCAUUGCGACGAUGAAUAUGAGCGAUGCACAUUACACUCAUACCAACGCGACGCUCUGGACCAUGAUCGAGAUGAACACGGGCAUCAUCUGCACCUGCCUCCCGAUGCUGCCUGGCUUCGUGCAGUAUUUCCAUCGCCGGUAUUUCGCGAGGAAAAGCAGCACUGCUGCCACCGAGGGGGCACUCGUGUCGAGAGAUAUGACUUAUAGUCCUCUACCACAUCACGUCGAGGAGGGGAGUUCAGUCAGGGAAGCAUAG